This is a messenger RNA of Melopsittacus undulatus (budgerigar), 1461 nucleotides long. It is a transcript of the gene FKBP6, whose product is annotated as FKBP prolyl isomerase family member 6 (inactive). Gene Ontology annotation, biological process: piRNA processing; spermatogenesis. Gene Ontology annotation, molecular function: peptidyl-prolyl cis-trans isomerase activity; Hsp90 protein binding. The coding region runs from base 1 to 1119 and encodes 372 amino acids. NCBI's taxonomy places the organism in Eukaryota, Metazoa, Chordata, Aves, Psittaciformes, Psittaculidae. The transcript has 8 exons. The record is from RefSeq and is a predicted model, not a curated record. Gene Ontology annotation, cellular component: cytoplasm.
AUGGCGAACGGCGGUGGUGACGCCCGUGGCCGUGGUCUGGUGCCGGUACCGGUGCUCGUGCCCCGUGUUGGUGCCCCGCGGCCGGCGGUGCAUGGCGGGGCUGAGCGUGAGGCCCAGCGCGAGGCCCAGCGUGAGGCCCAGCCGCGGCCUUGGCCCGGGCCGCAGUGGAGGCUUCCCCCCGAAGGGCAGCCCCCGCCCGUGUCCCCCUUCCAGAGCCUGGUGCGGUCCCGGCGCCUGCAGGACCUGAGCGGUGACGGAGGGGUGCGCAAGCAGGAGCUGCGGCCCGGCACCGGGCAGGCCGUGCCCCGGGACGCCUCCGUGGCAGUGAAGUUCUCUGGAUACCUGGAACACCAGGAUAAGCCCUUCUGCACAAACUGCUAUGGCAAUUCUCCUGGGCUAAUGAAACUUGGGAAAGACAUUACGCUUUUGGGCCUGGAAGUUGGCUUGCUGACGAUGAAGAAGGGAGAGUUGUCAAGGUUUGUCUUCACACCGGAUUAUGCCUAUGGGAAGAAAGGCUGUCCUCCGCUCAUUCCCCCAAGUGCCACGGUCAUCUUUGAAGUGGAGGUGCUGGACUUUAUGGACUCGGCUGAAUCAGAUGCCUUCUUUGAGUUGACUGCUGAGCAGCAGGCAGCAUGUCCACUCCAAAAGGUGUUGAAAGUGGCAGACACGGAGAGACGGUUUGGCAACUACCUCUACCGCAAGAGCCUCUUCGAUGAUGCCAAAGACAGAUACAAAAAGGCAUUAUCCAUCCUUGGUCUCCGCCCUUCCAGUGAGGCAGAGCAGUGUCAGAUCAAUGCUUCCAAGCUGCCACUGCUCCUGAAUCUCUCACUCAUUUAUCUGAAACUGAAGCGUCCUACCCAGGCUUUGAAGUAUGGAGAGAAGGCCUUGGAAAUCGACCAAAGAAAUGCCAAAGCAUUGUUCAGGUGUGGCCAGGCUUGUCUCUGUAUGACAGAGUACGAAAAAGCCCGGGACUUCCUGGUCAGAGCUCAGCGUGUACAGCCCUUCAACCAUGAUAUUAACAAUGAGCUGAAGAAGCUGGCAAGCUGCUACAGGGACUACAUGAACAAGGAGAAAGAAAUGUGCUGCCGGAUGUUUGCUUCUCUCAACACUUCUGCCUGAGCAGGAACAAAGGGCCUUGCCAACUUGCCUCUUGGACUGGAGGGAGACCCUCUGGGCACACAGGCAUCUCUUCCGUGUUUUGGACACAGGGCAAGAGCACUGUCUUGUUUUGAGAGUGUGUUUGUACACAACCUGGUUUUCCUGAAGCUGAUUUUGUUUGCCACAUUCUGAGGCUGUUUCCGGAAGACACAAGUCCUGCUGCUGGAGGGAGGAAGGUGUUCCCUUGCUUCUCCCCAGCAUGCUUGUGGAAGGAAACUCUUCUCUGACAUCCUGCCUCUUACAGAUUCUGGGCUGCUUGUAGGGAAUCUGUACAUGGGCUGUGAUGCCAUCAAGUUCUGCAUU